Rhinolophus ferrumequinum (greater horseshoe bat) is the source of this 3302-nucleotide messenger RNA. It is a transcript of the gene TSPYL1, whose product is annotated as TSPY like 1. Bases 110 to 1426 code for a protein of 438 amino acids. The transcript has a single exon. Gene Ontology annotation, cellular component: nucleus; chromatin. Gene Ontology annotation, biological process: nucleosome assembly. The record is from RefSeq and is a predicted model, not a curated record. NCBI's taxonomy places the organism in Eukaryota, Metazoa, Chordata, Mammalia, Chiroptera, Rhinolophidae. Gene Ontology annotation, molecular function: histone binding; chromatin binding.
GACGCGGGCGACUCCAGAGGGUGGGUGGUGCUAGCGACCGGUGUUCGCCGAGCUGGGUUUCUGUGAGGAAAGCGGACGUUAACCUACCGUUGGCCUGGUUGCUACCAACAUGAGCGGCCCGGAGGGGGUCGAAAAGACCGGUCUCCUCCUGACCCGCAGCCCCACUCCUCCCGGCCGUGCCCCAGGAGACCCGGACCCACACCAGUGCCUGAAGCCCCGCGAGGAAACCGAGGCGUCACAGGUGAUGGCGGAGACGGGUGAGGGAAGCUUGGAGGCCAGCGUGCUCCCGCAGGCCCAGCUUCCAGAGGAGCGGGGAGCCCCCUACGACCCCGCGGGCUGUGGCCAUUCUCCCCAGAUCGGAGUUGGUGGGGAUUGCGGUUACCGAGCGACCAAAGCGGGGAAAGAAGCAGCUCCGCCCCCGGUCUUGGGCCCGGAAGCCUUGUCUGUGUCCAUGGCAACGGACCGCAGCCUGAACAAUGGCUGUCAGCGUGGAGAGCCGAGUGGCCCAGGUGCGGAGAAGGCCCUAGAAACCUGUGGCGCAGAGAGGUUGGAGGCUGAGGUGAUGGCGGAGAUGAAGGCCGAGGAAGGGAAGGCUGAAGUGAACACCAUCUUCUCAGUAUCAGUGGAUGAGGAGGUGGUGAAGGAGACGGGAGUGAAGGAGGAGGGCGUAGUGGAGGAGGAGAUGGAGGUAGAGGAGAAGCCGGUAGGUGAAGACAUAGACGUGGGGAAGGAAAACAGAGUGGUGGCGGAGGUGCCGGAGGAGGCAGCGCGGCGGCCCCUGAGUAUGGAUCUCCGCAUGAACCCUCUGGAGGCCAUCCAGCUGGAACUGGACACUGUCAAUGCCCAGGCUGACAGGGCCUUUCAGCAGCUGGAGCAUAAAUUUGGACGGAUGCGUCGACACUAUCUGGAGCGGAGGAACUACAUCAUCCAGAAUAUCCCGGGCUUCUGGGUCACUGCCUUUCGGAACCAUCCCCAGUUGUCCCCCAUGAUUAGGGGCCAAGAUGCAGAGAUGUUAAGAUACAUAACCAAUUUGGAGGUGAAGGAACUCAGACACCCGAGAACUGGCUGCAAGUUCAAGUUCUUCUUUCGAAGAAACCCCUACUUCAGAAACAAGCUGAUUGUCAAGGAAUAUGAGGUCAGAGCCUCUGGCCGAGUGGUAUCUCUUUCCACGCCAAUCAUAUGGCGUCGGGGCCACGAACCCCAGUCCUUCAUUCGCAGGAACCAAGAUGUCGUUUGCAGUUUCUUCACCUGGUUUUCAGACCACAGCCUUCCAGAGUCUGACAAGAUUGCUGAGAUUAUUAAAGAGGACCUAUGGCCAAAUCCACUGCAGUAUUACCUAUUGCGUGAAGGAGCCCGUAGAGCCAGACGUCGCCCAAUAAGGGAGCCAGUGGAGAUCCCCAGGCCCUUUGGGUUCCAGUCUGGUUAAACUUUGCCCUUGGGACUACUCUUGCACAAGGUCCCCUGUCACCUCUUGCUGGACCUGUGCUUGGGUGACAGAAAUGGGUAUGCCUUCUACCUUUUUUCCCCGCCGGCAUUUCUGCAAGCUUUUUCCUCUGGACAUUUAGUUCUCUCAACCUCAAGAUUGAGACCUUCAUGGCCAUGCUUCUCCACAGCCUUCAAACUGUUCUGCAUUACUCUCGCAUGCUGCAUGGCCAUGAUUCACACUACUGCUCAGCCAAGUGAAUGAUGCUCUCAAUUGCACUGCCUUUAUCAGCACUGCUUGGAUGCUAGUUGUUCCCGGGGCCUCUGGUCUGGCUCUUACCACCUAUAAUUCUAGCUUUUUCUAGGCGCCCAUCCUACCCACUUUGCUCUGCAGUGCAGGUAGAUAGUCUGUGGACAAUUGCGGGGCAUUAAUGUCAAGGGAGAGCAGCAGUGGGUCACUUGGUCUUUGUGAUUUACGUGACUCCAUUGCUCUUCUUGCACCUCUGGUCAUGUAGUGCUGCAUGCUUCUAGCUGUGCCAACCCCUUUGGCUGCUCCCUACUGAAUGAAAAUCUUCCAGACCAUUGUCAGCUCCUCUGUCUGGUUUCUGGUAAACCGAAUCUUCAGAACUGGUGGUGGACCAAGUUUCCUGCCAGCACAGGUUUCCCUUCCAGCCCUUCCAUUCCUCUACCCGAAAGACUUCUCAAUUCUUCACCCCUCUUCCCUUGAGGAACCCUACUGUCAGGCAAGUGGUUGAGGUGUCACGUUAGACCUUGACCUCAUGACGAGUAAGGAUGGUGUCCAGGCUUUCUCAGCCUCAACUAGUGAAUUCACACAAAACCUAGGUACCUCUUGGUGCCUCCUUUCCUCAUCCUGAACAUGACUGUCAGAGUAUCAGUACAUUUUCUGUUUAUCUCCUGUCUAUUAAAAAACAAUUAAAAAUUGGCUUUUUCCAUCAUUUCCAGGGACAACAGUUCCUGUAAAAUAUACUGCCAGAGCUCUUAUUUCCCUCUGCUCUCUCUCCCGCCCCCGGCCCCUCCAACACUUAGAGGACUUAAAGGGAGGCAGAUCUAGAUGGGAUGAAAAGUGAUACCUAGUUCAUAUGGAUGGAAGAACUAACGAGAUUGUGAGGAGUGCCCUAAGCAGGGGAAACUGAACAACAGACCGUAGGCAAAAAUGAGCCAGGUAAAAAUUGGGCCUAAAAUUCAGAGUGGCUGGCUGAGAACCUUCAAGGAAAGGUUCUUUCUCUGUUGGUGGUGAUGGGAGGAGAAAUACUUUUUCUCAGGAUUUCCAUGGGAGAAUUAAAGGGGCUUGGAGUGUUAAAUACGUUGCCAAGAGAAGAGUUUUUCAAAGAAACUAACACAACUUUGGGUGCUUGCUCUUAUUUUCGUUUGACUUAAUUUAUGCAGAAGAUUAAUACUGUGUCCUUUAUUUCACUAGUAUUUAGUAAAAUCCUGUAUUUUCUCUGUUUCUGCUUACUGGGAAAGUGGAGCUGUACAGGCUUUCUUUCCUUUCAAUUGGGGACAUUUGGAAAAAUAACAGACUUUCCAGUACGAUAGACUUAAAUGAAUAUUCAUAAUGAUUUUCAAUUUUUUCUUGUUUCUGUCAAAACUGUAUUCGUAGAAAUAUGAAUAACUUGGUAUUGUCAGAUUCUGAAGACUUUGGAAAUUGUCUUCAUGGAACAAUAACCUACAGAAAAUAUGUGGUUUGAUUAACCUACUUGAUAAUCUGCCCUGGUAACAAUUUAGUAAUUGAUGUUUCUUUUUUCCUAAAUAGCAUAAAUGCUUAUGAGAUUGCUCUGUCAAAUUGGAAGUGUACCAUUGGCAUAUUUGUCUUUCCUUAUAUGCAUGAUGGUAAAAUAAAAGCAUGUUGCUCUGUUAGA